Cinara cedri is the source of this 5621-nucleotide messenger RNA. NCBI's taxonomy places the organism in Eukaryota, Metazoa, Arthropoda, Insecta, Hemiptera, Aphididae. The record is from the annotation of a GenBank genome assembly.
CAAAAACAUUUUAAAUCCGAUUUACCAUAAUUCAAAUAACCUAGUAGCUUGUAAUAUUGUACUACAAUACUUUUUUUCUACACUCGUAGUUUAACCACACGUGCACUUGAUUUUUUUUUGCUCAUUAUGUAUACGUGUUAAAAUUUUAGUGGUUAGUUUGGUUUGAAAUAAUAAAACUGAAUUCAUUAAAAUGUUUUAUCUAUUCAAUCCCCAUAGCAAUUGGUUUGGACAACUUAUUAUGGUUACAUUGUACUUGACAUUUGUAAAUAUUGUUUAUUUUGUUAAAAAUUAUUUGAAUUUUUGAUUCUAGAUGUAUUUAAAUAUAUUCAUAUUUUUAUAGGUAAUAGCGUUAUUGGUUAUCAGUUGGACAGCAUACAAACACUUUUCUCCUUAUGCACACCAUCCUAGGGACUAUGAAGAAUGGUACUUCUUCAAUGAAUAUGGUAGACAAGUUAAAUUUCCUAGCUGGUCAGAUGAAGCUACUCUGGAUUUGUCAAUAAUAGUACCAGCGUACAAUGAACAAUACAGAUGUAAGUCUAGUGUUAAAGUAUUUAACUGAAUACAGUUACUAUCAAUGUAUUAUUAUUAUUCUCAAAUUUUUAUAUUUAGUAAGACCUAUGCUGAAUUCGUGUUUGCACUGGUUAUUCAAAGUAAAAAAGUCUUCAUUUGAAGUAAUUGUUGUCAGUGAUGGUAGUACUGAUAGAACACGUGAAAUUGUCAUGGAAUAUGUACAAGUAUAUGGUGCAGAACAGAUACGUCUAUUAGAAUUAAACAAGAAUCGUGGAAAAGGUGGGGCUGUUUGCUUGGUAAGUAAUGAAACUAAUGAAUCCUGUUAAAAAAUAAUAUUUCCAAAUUAUUUCUUCCGUAGGGAAUGGAAAAUGCACGAGGGCGUAAAUUAUUGUUUGCUGAUGCUGAUGGUGCUACACAAUUUAAAGAUUUAGAGAAAUUGGAAACCGAAUUACAAUUAUUACUAAAAAGUAACAAUUUAAAAUAAUUAUAUAUUAUAAUAAACUUAAAAUUUAAAAAAAAAACCAUAAAUAGUAUGUAUACUUAGUUUGAAACUACAAAUUUUAAUCAAUAAAUUGAUUACUACAAUUCAUACAAUUUUAACAUUUAAUGUGUCUAGAAACAGGCUUUAUUAAUCAAUAGAUGAUACAGUGAAACUUUCAUUUUACAAAAUAUUCUGUUUAAUGAAAUAUAUUCAAGACCUUUGACAAAGCCUAUGACCUUUAUGUUAAUUAUAUAUAAAUGUAUCUUUGAAUAAUAAAAUUGACAUUUUUAUAUAAUGAAUAAAUUAUUUGAUAACAAACCUAUUUUUCAUAAUGUUAUCACUAUCAAAUGUUAAAUAUUAUUCUAAAAUGUUAUUGUAUUUCACAAAAACAAGACACCAACGGUUCAAAAUUUAAGUAAUUUUACCUGUAGUACUGCAGUUUUAAUAUUGAUAUGAACAUAUACACUCAAAUUUUCUCUCAUUUAUUCAAAUAGGCUUAAAAUAAGUUUAAAAAAUGUGUAUAAUAUAUAUUUUUUUUAACACAAUAUAAAAGUAGGUACAUGCAAUGUCAUAAAAUAAAAAAUAUAUGUAAUUUUUAUUUAAUGAAUUCCCCAUAUUACAAUUUUUUUUUUUUUUUUUUGGCUCAUUAAAUUUCGUUAUUUUGAAGUUUCACUGUAUUAAUAAAUAAAAAAAAAAUGAUACGAACAUAAAAUUCGUACAAUUUUGCUAACAAAAAACAGAUUCUGAUUGGAAUUCGAUUAUAUAUGUUUUAAAAGGCUGUAAUAUUUACAAUUUGAAAAUAACACAUUUCUACGUUCUAGUUUUCUCCCAUGUAUUAAAACCCAUAGGAAAAUCAAAAAAUAGCCUCUUUAAAAAACUAUCCCAGUUAAAUUUCCUUUCAGAAAAACUACUACAUUUGAAAAUCUGAGUCAAAUUGUUGAAAGAAAAGUUGUCCACAGAAAAAAAAACAUUGUAAAACCAAUACAUUCCUGCCCUGCUCAGAAUCUAAAAUAGAUAUCAUGUAUACAUACUAUAUAUCACAGAUUCUUAACCUUUUCUGGGCCAUGGACCCCUUUGAAAUAUAAAAUAUAAUCACACCAAAAAAAAAAAAAAAAAUAUAAUAUGUAUAUUAAUUAUUUUUUAAUAAUAAAUUUAAGACUUAAUACUAUAUUAAAUUAUUGUGAAUAAUCACUUUUUCUUAUAGUCAAAAACAAGUUUUAAUGUGACAUUUGCUAUUGUUUUAAAUGCAAUAUUGCCUUGAAAUCUGGAACUAUAUUGGACAGAGUAAUGCAUAUCGCCAUUAAUAUCCAAUUGAUUUUUUUUUUUUUAGUUUUAAUUGUGACCAUUGUAGAAAAUCAAUAGUAAUAAAUAUAAUCAUAAAUGUCAUUGCCCUGGAUAUAGCUUGCGGAUAAGCCUUUGUCCACAAACACCCAAAUUCAAUUAGAUUAUUUGUUUGAAAAACGUGAUGUGUCAUUUCUUUUGAUUUUAAAUCUAUAAAUUCGUCUUUAACAAGGUCUGAAUUAUUAAGUGUAUUUAAGUCCACGAGAAAAAGAUUGUGUACCCAUAUUUCUGAUUUUGAAAAUGUAGAAUCCAAAUAAUUGCCAAAUGAAUUUUCAAGCACAUCAUAUGUUUACAAAUUUGCGUUUUUAUAAAACGGGACAAAGCAGUAUCAUUCUUUGAAACCUCGUUCAAGUGUUGGAAAUUUUGGUAAAUUUUCUGAUUGAAGUCUUCUUUUCCAAGGAAAAUUUUAUUUACAAAUGCAUUUAUUUUUUCGGACGUGUCCAUAAUUGUUACUUCUUAUCCUUGAAUCAAUAUACUUCGUUCAAAGAUUAGGCUUGAAAAUUUAUCUUAAAUGUUUAUAAGUUAUACUUUGUGAUCAAAAAAAAAAUUACUUCAAUGUAGAAUUUUUUUAAAAAUAUUAUGUUCCUACUACUAAUGUACACUUCCACACAAUUUUCAAUAAAAAAUUUUAAUUAAAAAAUUAUUUUCCUUACUUUUUACCAGAAGCUAAUGUGAACCAUAAUGAUGAUAAUGAUGUUGAUAAUGAUGAUGAUAAUGAUGAUGAUAAUGAUGACGAUGAUGAUGAUAAAUUGGAUAAUAAUAGUGAUGAUAUAUGUGCUGUAGUAUGUGGUUCACGUGCUCAUUUAGAAACUGAAGCUAAAGCUCAAAGAAGUGCAUUUCGUACACUAUUGAUGAUUGGAUUUCAUAUACAUGUUUGGAUGUUCGGUGUAAGAUCUAUUAAAGACACACAGUGUGGUUUUAAAUUAUUCACUAGGUCUGCAGCUAGAAUCUUGUUUCCAAAUUUACAUGUUGGUCGAUGGUAAUUAUAUCUAAUAUUUAUACUUUUUUAAAAAAUAUAUAUAUACAAUUUGUAUGUACCUAAUAUUUUUUUGGGCUUUACCCAGGGCAUUUGAUGUAGAAUUAUUGUACAUUGCUGAAAAAUUAAAUAUGAAAUUAGCUGAAGUGGCAGUUAAUUGGAAAGAAAUUGAAGGUAAUUAUAUUAUUUAUUUACAGACAUUUUUAUUUUUGAAAUUGAACAAUUUAAUUAUUAUAGGUUCUAAAAUAGUUCCUGUGUGGAGUUGGCUUCAAAUGGGUAUUGAUGUAUUUUCAAUAUGGAUUAAAUACCGUACAGGAUUAUGGAAGAUUCAUGAAAAAAUAGAUUAAUUUUACUUAUCGAGUACCUAUAUGAAAAUAUUAUUUUAAGUUAUUUCUUAAAUUUUUUGGGUUAAUAAUAUACAUAAUUUUAUGUAUUUGGUUAUUUGGUUAGAUCACUUAUUGUAAAUUAUGUGUAAAAUAAAACUAUGACAGUUAUAUAGUUUUUUACUUCAAGGCAUUAAUUGUGAAAUCAUUAAAACUUAAGACUUUUAAAAGUGGAUUAUUAUAAAAUUAUAUUAUAACUUAUUAAUAGGGCUCAGAGGAAUAGAAAUUGAAAAGCCUUAUAAAUUGAUUUCAUCAUUAAUGUUAAAAUAAAUAAAAAAAUAAAAAAUUGCAAUAUAAUAUUUUUAAACCGAAAUUUUACCAGUUUUUAAUUAAGUGGAUUGCAUAUGUGAAUUAUUUUAUUAAAUCGGUUUUAAGUAAUAUUAAUGUGAUAGUGAUAAUACCCUAUUUAUUUGUAAUAAAAACUGACAUUUGAAUGUACCUAAAAUAAACUUAUUCUCCUGUGACAAUUAACAAAACAAAACAAAUAUAAAAUUAAUAGAUAUCAAAUACACUUUAACAAAAUACUCAAUGACACUGAACCAUAAUUCUAUAAUCUGAAAUCCCCCCCCUCCAACAGUUUAUUAUUGUAAAAUUAUCUAAUCUGUGGUUGUAUUUUGUUAUUUUCUCAACAUUUAAAAAUACCUCAAUUUCAGUAAAAUAAUUACCACAGCAUCAUCUUAUUAAAUGGCAAUAAUAAACUAAAUUAUAUAAAUAAUAUUACAAAAUAUUAAAAAUUGAAUUAUUAAUAAGGAUAGUAAAAGAUACAAAUGAUUGCACUGUACAUUUUUAUAUAUGAAUUCACACUUGCAUUAAACUAUUAUUAAACCUACUUAGCAACAAAUUUGAACAUCAGGGAAAAAAAAGUUUUAAGUACAAUAACAUCUGAGCCCUAUUUAUCACCAAGGUUCAGAACAUUCAAUACUAAAUCGACUUUAAAAAUGUUAUCACGGAAAUCUGUAAAAAUUAUUAGUCUUUUUUUAAUUGAACUAUAAUAUUUAUAUAAGAAUUUGCCAGUAAAUCAAUGAAAGAUUUUUUAUAAAAUUAUGCAACAAAGAAUUUUAAAUUCAAUUUCAAUGUAGCUAUUAUGUAACAAAUUUGUAUUAAAAAUAAAUAAACUUAUGUAUUUUCAAAACAAAUUUUUAAACACUUAAAGUUCUGAAUCUUGCUAGUAAGUAAUGAUUCUGAAAAUUAUUAGUAAGUUAACUUAUGUUAAUGGUUUAUUAUUGAAAUAAGUUCCUUUUGUGUGAAUAAUUAUGUUCUAAUAUAAUUAAACUUAGAGCGUAAACAAUUUAUUUAAAACUAUACAGUUUAAAAAUAAAAUUUAUAAUUAUUUAAAAUACUUUUUAGUGGUAUUUUAAUUUUAAUUGGGGAUUCAAACUUUGUUACAUUUUAUAUGUUUAUAUAAAUAAUGAAUUGUUUGUAUACUUAAAAAAAAAACAAAUAAUAGCAAUAAAUUUUCACUAAAUUAUAUGAGGUAACAAUAGUAAUAAAGUAAUAAUCUUGUAAUUUUAUAAAUUUAAUUAAGCUUUAGUCUCACUUGUGUUAAAAAAAAUUGUACUCAAUGAUAAUGAAUAAUAAUACUAUUAAAUACCACAAUUUGUUCAAUUACCACUUUACUGAUAUUUGUGCAAAAUAUUAUUAUUGUAAUAUAAUAUAUUAAUGUAAACAUACAAUCAUUUUUUUUUUUUUGGUUAUUUAUAUUUUACAGUAAUUUGUAUAUUUCAUUUAUAUAAAUUUUAUCAUUGUGUGGUUAAAGUAUAUUGUAUAAAAUGUAAAAUUGCAAGGUUUUGUAUAGCAUAAUUUUAUCAAUAAGUUGCUACCCUACAUAAUAAUUUAAGACUGCUUUUAAACACAAUCAGUUUCUUCCACAGUUGUACAAAAAAUUAUAAAUCGAUUAUAUAUUUCUACAUAACCUAAUAAACAAAAUGGA